This is a messenger RNA of Rhagoletis zephyria (snowberry fruit fly), 2210 nucleotides long. NCBI's taxonomy places the organism in Eukaryota, Metazoa, Arthropoda, Insecta, Diptera, Tephritidae. The record is from RefSeq and is a predicted model, not a curated record.
CACUUCCUAGCUUUGUGACAUCACCCAAGAACGUCCAAGUGACCGCAGGCAAUGUGGCCAAGUUUGAGUGCUUGGUCAGUGGUAACCCUCAACCGGUGUACUUCUGGUCGAAGGAGGGCACCCAAGUGCUCAUGUUUCCCGGCAAUACGUAUGGCAAGUUCGCCGUCUCCAACGACGGCACGCUGAGCAUUGCCAAUGCUGAGAAGGAAGACCAGGGCUUCUACAUUUGUUCUGCCGUCUCCAAGGUGGGCUCGACGAUCAAUCGAGCGCACUUGUCCGUGAUGGUGCUCUCCGAUGUGCCUCCUCCUGUUAUUCGACUUGGUGCUGCCAAUCAGACACUGCCACAAGGCACUAAAGCCUUCCUGCCUUGCGAAGCCACCGGCUACCCUCAAGUCACGCUGAAGUGGUUCUUCAACCAGAAACCCAUCUACAACGACACUCACUACACCAUAACAGCCAACUCUCUGCACAUACAAAAUAUUCAUCAAAGUGACACCGGCAUCUACACCUGUCUGGCGUCAAACAGCAACGGCAUGAGCACUUGGAACUCGCGACUGCACGUCGAAUCGCCGCGGAAUCCCAACAUCAACUUCCACAAAAUGCCCGAUCCGUCCACCUUUCCGGAGGCGCCCAGCCGUCCGGUGGUGGUGAACGUCACCGAGAGCACCAUCACACUGAUGUGGCACCGACCGGGCAGCAGCGGUGCCUCUAACCACCUCGGCUGCAUGCUCGAGUACUACAGUCCCGACAUAAAGAGUGGCUGGGUGGAGGUGGGCAGACGCAUCUACAGCGACGUCCAUACGGUGCACAGUCUGCGGCCAAACACUCGCUACAUGUUUGUGGUUCGGGCGGAGAACAAGCACGGCAUCGGCCUGCCUAGUCCUGUCUCCGAGGAGAUCACCACCUCUGACCCGUACAGCUCGCAGACAAUGGCCGAUGUGGACAUUAACCAGGCGCGCUCAUGGCUGAACGACGUCAGCAUUCGCCUUCGUGACCUGCGCACCAUCAGCUCCGUCUCCGUGAAGCUGAUCUGGUCGGUGGUGGGCAACUCGGAGCUAAUCGACGGCUACUACAUUCGCUACCAGCACCUUAAGUCGUCGAGCAUUGAGCUGCAGAGCAACAAAUUCAACCUGGUCACCGUUUUUGGCGGCUCCUCCUCUUCUUACAUACUCACUGAUCUGCGGAAGUACGCCGUCUACCAGUUCUUCAUUGUGCCCUUCUUCAAGAGCAUUGAGGGCAAGCCGAGCAAUUCGCUGACGGUGCGCACCUACGAAGACGUGCCCUCCUCUCCGCCGCUCUCGCUCAGUGCAAAAGCGCUGAACUCCACCUGCGCACUGCUGACGUGGGCACCGCCCUCUGAAGAGACCCAGAACGGACAACUUCUUGGCUACAACCUGGAGAUAUUGGAAAACAGGACACUGCUGUACGCCAAUCUCACCUUGGACGUUUCCCUGAACUCCAUAGUGCUGUACAAUCUCUCGCUGACGUCCUUCUACUCUAUUCGCGCCGCCGCCUUUACAGCUGUGGGCACUGGUCCGUACAGUUCACCUCUCAGCUUGAAUGUAGAGUCGGCGUUGCAAAGUGUGGCCAAUGGCGAUGAAGGCAACAUUCACCAGCAGCCCUCUGCCUACCCAACAGCUCCAAGUACUCCAGCUUUCCGGNAUGAGAAGGCGCACAGUCUGAACGAGAACUACAGCGACAACUUUCCCAAAUAUGACAGCAACAGCUCCAAGUACUCCAGCUUUCCGGAUAACAAUGAGUACGCUGAAGUGAACGAUCUGAAGAACUACAAUGAGAACCAGGAAAAAAUCACCUUGAUGCCGUACGCGAUGACGCCGCUGAUUGAGCAGAAGGGCAGCAGCACCAACAGCUCACGCACCAGCUACAACCCGUCGCCCAGAGCGGCUUUCCUGGUGGCCAACGAGAACGAGCUGGCCACUGAAAGUUUGCUUAAUGAACGCAAAGCCAACUACAGUAACGGCAGCAGUGGAUUAGUGAACAUGGCCAAUAGCGUCAAUCGGGCCAACUUUCUCCAUCGAACUAAUGGGGCGACCGGUGGCGGUGGACCGGAGCUGGCAGCGGGCAAUAAAAGGCUGCCGCCCCCACGAGCGCUCAGUCAGAUGAGCAACGAAUACGAGAGCACCAAUGAUAUUGAGCUCCCCGGCAAGGGGAAUGUCCACUCGCUGGACGCCUACGAGGAUAACUUAAGU